AUAAAGUAAUGUUUAAAACGAUGAUCUCCUUGACGAGACCCCAGACGGCGGUCUGUGGCGCAUACUUAGUUAACAGAUGUGCCAUACACACGCGCACAAAGGCACGAAUUUCGCCUCCACCGACGAUAAAAUCCUCGCAAACUAACUACGGCAACACUAUCACCCCGUUUGGAUGGGGGCUCCUGAUUAUUCCAGCGACCGCGUUCGGUCUGGGCUGCUGGCAAGUUUAUCGAAAGCAGUGGAAGGAAAACCUGAUACGGGAACUGGAGCGUAAAAUUCAUAUGCAACCCGUCCCAAUACCGGAUAACUUAGAUGACCUGAACAGUAUGGAGUACGAGACGGUAACGGUCCGUGGGAAGUUCCUGCACGAUCAGGAACUGCACUUGGGCCCGAGAGGCUGCCUUCAGCAUGGUGAUAGUAAAACGGCCGGUGGACUGUUCUCCCAGAGGGAAGCUUCGAUAGGCUAUCUGGUGAUAACACCUUUCAAGCUGGAAGGGCGCGAUGAUAAAAUUCUCGUCAACCGUGGCUGGGUACCGAAACGGUUUCUCGAUCCGAAAACACGCCCCGAGGGUCAGAUUGCUGGCACGGUCGAGCUGGACGGCGUGGUUCGGUUGCCCGAAAAUCGACCCCAGUUUACACCCCAGCAGCGGGGUGCCAUUUUCCUGUUCCGAGAUGUGCCGAAAAUGGCCGAAGUGCGCGGCACCGAACCGUACUUUAUCGAUGCGACGGCCGCAUCGACCGUGGCGAAUGGGCCGGUCGGUGGGCAGACGCGCGUCACGCUCCGGAACGAGCACUUGUCGUACAUCGUGACCUGGUUCAGCCUGUCCGGAUUCACCACCUGGUUAUGGUUCCGGCAGGUCGUGAGGGGCAAGUCCUUCUAGUCCGACGCGAUACG
Anopheles bellator is the source of this 895-nucleotide messenger RNA. RefSeq names its product SURF1-like protein (gene Surf1). Gene Ontology annotation, biological process: mitochondrial respiratory chain complex IV assembly. The record is from RefSeq and is a predicted model, not a curated record. Gene Ontology annotation, cellular component: mitochondrion; membrane. Bases 9 to 881 code for a protein of 290 amino acids. Lineage: Eukaryota; Metazoa; Arthropoda; Insecta; Diptera; Culicidae. The transcript is spliced from 4 exons.